Anopheles darlingi is the source of this 1532-nucleotide messenger RNA. RefSeq lists its product as uncharacterized. Bases 1 to 1233 code for a protein of 410 amino acids. Gene Ontology annotation, molecular function: zinc ion binding; nucleic acid binding. The transcript has 4 exons. The record is from RefSeq and is a predicted model, not a curated record. NCBI's taxonomy places the organism in Eukaryota, Metazoa, Arthropoda, Insecta, Diptera, Culicidae.
AUGGAUCAAAAAUCGCACAAAGAAAGCGAGAAACAAUUUAUAAAAGAAUUUAUUCAGCUGUAUAGAGAGUGCCCCGAGGUGUGGAAAGUGAAAAGCGAUGGAUAUAAAGAUCGUAACAAGAGAGACCAGGCAUACCUGAAGCUGGUUAACAAAAUGAAAGAGUUUGAUCCGUGUGCCGAUAAAAACACCGUAUCGACAAAAUUAAACUCGCUGCGCUCGACCUACCGUCGCGAACUAAAAAAAGUUCGGGACAGUAUGCGUUCCGGCAUCGGUUCAGACGAAGUAUAUGUACCAAGCUUAUGGUACUACAACGAUUUAGAUUUCUUGCAAGAACAAGAAAAUCAAGCACCAGGAGUAACCACACUGGAAGACUACCGGGAGGAGAACCAGGAAGAAGAGGUGUUUAGUGAGAUCGAUGAACCAUCCAGGAGCUCGCUACCGCUGUCGCUACCCGCCUCUAGCCGUAAACGACCAGCUAAAAAAGGCGGUAUCGAAGAAAUUCAAGAGAAACAAACGAAGUUCAUGGAAUUGGCAUACGAGCGUCCUAAAUCUCCUACUGCCCCCACUGAUGUCCAAAUCACGGCUAAUGCAUGGGCGGUUGAUCUGGCCAAGAUGCAGCCAGAUCAUCAAGCGAUCGCAAAGGCAUGCAUUCAAGAGAUACUGAGUGAGGGAUUGAUGGGCGGUUUAAGCCGCAAAUGCAUGACACUCAAUUGCCAGCCUCAAGUAGUUCAUCAUCCUAUCCCUUACAUUCACCCUUCCUACAAUUACAUGCCACAUCAGGUUCAAUUUCCAAAUGUCCCAACAAUAGUUCCAUCACCAGCUUCCUCUAUCACUUCUCAAUCUUCAAACACCAUGUUAAACACACCAUCAAAUUCAUCUCGUACUAUGGACGACCUGAAAAAGUUUUUGAAGAGCUACGAAGAGAUGCGUCCGGUUAUUGCGCGCCCAACAGCGAAGCCGGCGCCGAUCCCCGAUCACAGCAAGAUUCGAACGAACGAGGAACAACCCCGCUGCUAUAACUGUUCCAAGAUGGGACACUACAAGAGCGCCUGUCCUAUGCCUCCUCGCCCGAAUGGAUCGUGCUUCAAGUGCCAUCGAAUGGGGCACACUUAUCGCACCUGCCCCAAUCCUGCUGUCACCGCCGUCACCGCCGCUGCCGUUUGCGAUGCUGCUGUCCCGGACGCUGCCGUUCAUGACGUUGCACUUCAUGAGGUGCAACAGGAAGCCCGAUAAGCUUUAUUAGCGAUCAUCUCGUGCCCAAGGAAGCUCUGAAAGAUGCCGAAAGAAUUAACUACAGAGGACUCGGUGGAGCGCUGCUAAGCUCUCGGGGACGAAUUAAUUGCGAACUUGAUUUAUGUGGCCGCAAACAGGACCAUUGCUUCUUUAUAUUGUCUCAAGUUGUCAUGUCCCGGCCAAUUGUUAUUGGUCGUGACCUCCUACAGAAAUUCCAAAUACAAUUGCAAUUCGCCAAUGAAUUGAAACCACCGGAAUCUCAGCAUAGUGUUUUUGAGGAAAUAUGUGCCAUUAAUGAU